CUCCGCUUACGCUAAAAAAAACUCCAACUCCGCUUCCCGUCCGUGUGUGGCGAGGACGGCGCCCAAAUGAACGCAAGCGAGGACGGCGCCCGCCGCCGCCGCCGUUCCCAAACCCACGACGAGGCAGACGGAGUGGCCCGCCUCCAUCCUCAGGUUCACGCGGGCGAGGAGGGAGCGGGAGUGGCUCGCGGGCGCCGUACGCGCCCCCGCGCCCGCCCUCGUUCCCAGAUCCACGCGACCGGCGAGGGCGCCGGAGUGAUCUGUUGCGUCAGCAUUCCGGCGGCGCUGGCCUCGCCGUUCGAAGACGACGACCUCCUGAGGGAGAUUCUCCUCCGUCUCCCGCCGCAGCCCUCCUCGCUACUCCGGGCCUCCGCCGUCUGCAAGCAGUGGCGAUGCGCCGCCACCGACCCCAAGUUUCUCCACCGCUUCCGCACGCACCACCGGAAGCCGCCCCUCCUCGGCGUCUUUCACGUGCGCAACAGGGAUGAUAUCGUCUUCACCCCAAUACUGGACGCACCCGACCGCAUCCCUCCUCAGCGAUUCGACCUUAUUAGCAGCACGGAGGUGGUGCUCUUACUGCUCGAUUGUCGCCACGGUCGCGUCCUUCUCAUUGACGUGAAGCGGGAUGAGGCCAUCGUGUCCACCCCCAUCACCGGCGAGCAGCGCCACCUGCCAAUUCCGUCGGAGUUCGAAUUCACCGAUGAUGUCAACGGGGCUGUGCUCUGCGCUGCCAGCGACCAUGACCAUGUGCACGGAAGCUGCCACUCGAGCCCCUUCAAGGUAGUGUUGAUCUCCGAUGUUGGAGAGGAUAAUCGAUUCUUUGCUUGUGUUUACUCCUCGGAGACUGGAGUAUGGAGUGAUAUCAUCUCAACAGCCGUUCCACCUGUAACUUUUUGUGCUGAUACCCCUGGGGUGCUUGUUGGUAAUGCACUUUACUGGUUGAUGGAUUUUAUGACCGAUGACAUACUUGAGUUUGAUUUGGAUCAGCAGAGCCUAGCUGUGAUCAAGGGGCCUCCCAUUACAGAUGAUUUCCGCCAUGCCAGCCAUUGGAUCGUCCAGGCUGAGGAUGGUGCUGUUGGCUUCGCCAUAUUGACUUGCAGUCACUUACAAAUGUGGCAGAGGAUUAUAAAUGUCCAUGGUGUUGCCACAUGGGUGUUAUGGAAGACCAUUGACAUGCAUACCAUUCAUGGGCUCCCUCCCCAGAUUGAAGGAGAGAAGACACACAUGAUACGUAUAGCGGGAUGCAUUGAGGAUACUGAUGGUAUAUAUCUAUUUGUAGGCUGUGAUGUCUAUAUGGUUCAACUUAAUUCGAUGCAGUCUAGGAAACUUUGUGAAAACCGUGGUUAUACUUACUAUCAUUCGUUCAAGAGUUUCUAUCCGCCAGGCACAACCAUUGCUGGUGCAUGCGAUGGAGCUGAAAUGUUGCACGAUACAUAGGAUGACUGUCUGGUUUGAUGUUCUAAUGUGCUGAAACGGUUCAGCAGGUGAAGAAGGGCUGCUGCACUUGUUAGUUGACACUGAAUUUGUCGCAUUGCAUCAAUGUCGUCAGCAGUGUCUAUAUGUUAUCUAAAACGACUUACCGUGCCUUAGUCUAGCCAAGUCUCUAUUAGCAAGAUGCUUUUGAAUGCCUGAUCCAGUGAAUUUCAGCUUAACCCAGUAUUAUUUCAGGCUGGAUUUCGUCGUCUCUUGUUUUUGUUAUGUAUUUGUGCCUGACAGCUCUUCUCCUGAGCCAUGAUAGUUUCAGUCCCAUGUAUUACCAAAACUUGUGUGUUUGAGUGUACUUGUCAGCUGUGGUUUGAAAAGCAUGUCAUUGCCAUCGAUUAAAUAUGAUCAUGAUCUACCAUGAUCUGCCCAUGCUGUUUUGUCCCGAGUGAGAAUGAGUUUUGCUUUGCUGCAGCUUGUGCAAUAUUUACCUUUUAAUGGUUCAGACGAGCCAGAGUACUCAUAAUUAACUCAACUGUUUGCGGCUGAAGGUAUGGGACCUGAUGAUAACCAUACUUGAAACCAUAGUAACUGGGCAGCUGGAGGUUGCAUUCUUACCCUGGGAGGGUUUGAUAUUGCAUUUGUCUGUUAAUCAUUCUCUGCUGGACUUCUCAGUGAUUUCAACAUUUUUUAUACUACUGAAGUUAACGCAUAUUAAAUCAGGAAUGCAGUAGAACCGAAUGUAAUUCUUUAGAUGGAUCAAUCUCUGAUUAUCUCCCAGGUGUCUGUUUCGCUCCUUGCUUAAUCGAUCCAGACUUGUGUAUGAUGGAAACAUUAUAUUAUGCUAGAUCGUGCUGGGAGUUGGUUGCACGAUGAAAAGAAGUACAGGUCUGCCUGGGAGUUGGUUGUAGGUCUGCCUUGGAGUUGGUUUUAGGUCUGCUUGGGAGUAGAGGUUGCAGGAUAUAUAUUGUGCGGCAGGCGGGCGCGCGACGGCUGCUACUCGUUGAAGGUGUAUAUCUAUUCUUAUAUGCUCCCUGGUACUUGGAAAUCGGAAUUGUGUCCAGCGUUCUCAUUUUGAUUUAAUGCUGCCCUCGCCAUUAAUUCCUGAAGAGCUUAAAAACCCACCCACUAAUGUAAACAUCAACGAGGAUGCCAAGCUGACUCCGGCGCAAUCUGAAAGAUUCCUUUUCUGAAAAAACUUGGAAAAGAAGGUGAUUGUUCAAAUAGGAGUCUUAUGUAGCUCAGUUAGGCUCACGUGCAACUCAAGGCUUCCACAUUGCUUGCUGACUACAAGAAACUACAUUGUCUUUUUCAUACCAUAGUUAUCUUUUUGAGGGGCAAUUGACAGAUGCUCAGUCAGCUACCUUCUUGUUCUGCCUUUGAGCUUUUGUUUUUAUGACAACUGUUGUAAAGUAAAACUUGAUAGAAGCUUGGAUGUUGUAAACCCGGGUAAGAGGGAAUAUUUUGUGGUUUGGGGUUGUCUUUUCUGAAAGUGUAUCCACUUGUACUGUAUUUGGCACUACAUCAUACAAAAUUGAGAUAUAUCCUUUGGGUCCAAA
This is a messenger RNA of Triticum aestivum (bread wheat), 2981 nucleotides long. RefSeq lists its product as uncharacterized. The coding region runs from base 67 to 1437 and encodes 456 amino acids. Lineage: Eukaryota; Viridiplantae; Streptophyta; Magnoliopsida; Poales; Poaceae. The record is from RefSeq and is a predicted model, not a curated record. Gene Ontology annotation, molecular function: protein binding. The transcript has 3 exons.